CACUUGUUCUUCCUGAAGCAUCCUCACUGUGUCUCCUUAAUAUUGGACAUUGUUGGAAUAUAUAUUUCAUAUCUUGCCUUUCCGUGGGAAUAAACUGAAACUUGCUGCUGCUGCUGCUUUAUUUCAACACCAGUGUCACGAGGAAACGCGGAACACAAUAAUAUAAAAAAAAAGGUAACCUUUCUGGCUGAGGGCUUGUGAGCCAGCAAAGACCUUUCAGGAACAAACAAGCUCUGGGGAGAGAGUUUCUCCCCCGGCUUCCUAUGGCCAUGCCUGCUUCAUCAGUCCAGGAAUGACCGUCACCCCUAAAAAAAACCAGACUGCUCAACCUGAUUCUUCCUUUAACAAAGGCACAAGUCCCAGAUCGGAUCCGGUGCAGAUGGAUGAGGUGGAAGGCCUGCGGUCGAAGCACUCCUCUGAAGACGCCGUGUCGCCGGCUCACUCGUUGGCUGAGCCCAUCAACCUCGAAAAUAGCCAUUAUACUUUGCUGCAAGGCGAGCUGGUGUCCGACUUCCAGAAUCUGGAGGCGGAGUCGUGGAGCGUGCGAGUGGACCAGAACUACCAGAAGGCCUUGAGCAAAGAGGCUGUGAAGAGACAGGAUGUCAUCUACGAGUUGAUCCAGACGGAGAUGCACCAUGUACGCACCUUAAAAAUCCUCCUCCGUGUCUACCUGCACGAGAUGAGGCAGUCUGCGCAGGUAGAAGAGGCCAGGCUGGAGCGGCUCUUCCCUGGAGUGGAAACCCUGCUCAGCCUCCACCAGCACUUCCUCAAUUGCCUCAAAAUGCUCCAACACCAAAGUCUGGAGGAAGGAAGCACAAACAACUACCAGAUCACACAACUGGGGGACAUUCUCAUCGCUCAGUUCUCAGGUUCACUGGGAGAAGGAAUGAUGAGGUGCUACAGUCUUUUCUGCGGUAACCACAUUGAAUCCAUUAGCUCCUACAAAGAGCUGCUGCAGAACAACAAGAAGCUGCAGGUCCACAUUAGGCAUAUAGGUCAGCUGCCUCUGGUGCGGAGGUUGGGAGUCCCCGAGUGUUUUCUGCUGGUGACUCAACGCAUCACAAAAUAUCCAGUGCUGGUGGAGAGAAUCAUACAGAACACAGAAGCUGACACAGAAGAGCACAAGUCUCUGGUUCAGGGUUUGGCGCUGAUCAAAGACACCAUUUGCCAGGUGAACGCUCAGGUCAGUCAAUUUGAGAAAGCCGCUCGACUGAGAGACAUCGGCCAGCGCCUGGAGCCAAAAUCUCAGGGCCGGCUGAAGAACGGAGUAGUUCUCCGCAGGGAGGAUCUGCUGCAGGAAAACAGGACACUGCUUCACGAAGGCACCGUCACCUGGAAGACCUCCGGGAGACAAAAAGAAAUCCAGGCUGUGCUGCUGUCAGACGUGCUCCUCUUCUUACAGGAGAAAGAUCAGAAGCUGGUUUUUGCUUCUAUGGAUAACAAACCAGCAGUGAUCUCCCUUGAAAGGCUGAUUGUAAGGGAAUUGGCUAAUGAGGACAAAGCCAUGUACCUUAUCUGUGCGUGCACAACGAGUGUGCCGGAGAUGUACGAGAUCCACACGCGCUCCCCAGAGGAAUGCUUGACGUGGAUGAAGCUGAUACGGGAAGCUGUGAACCGCUAUCCAGAAGAGCAGCAGUACCACGAAAUGACAGCCAGACUGCAGCAAUUCCAAGAUAUUCUAAGGACAAGGGAUGAGCAGAUAGUACAAAAUCUGACAGAGAAGCAGCAGAUCUUUGCUGCUCUCUACGAGACAGUGAUGGAGCAGGAGACCCCCCACAAAGGGCUGCUGCUCAGAGGAGACGCCACCAACCUCCAGCAGGGGGCCACGCUGCUCAGAGGAGCCAUCGAUGAGGUGGAAAUCCUGCAGAACCUGCUUUUCUCAAGGAUUAGAGACCCAAACCUACUUAUGGACGAGAGUAACACACAGGAGGGGCUGCCUGGGGGGGGCGAGACCUCAGCUGAUAAUAACGCUGCUGCAAGUGCCAUGAGAAAUGGAGAUGAAGCUGAGAGGCCAGAGGGCAGCGAAGGCAGCGAUGAAUCGAGUGAGCCAGAGCUCGAUGAAAGGGGCAGCUCUGAGAGCCUGGACCAGUGUGCCGAAGAUGACACACAAAAUCCAAACUGCAAAUUAACCUCCAGUAAUUUCCCUGAAGCAGAGGUGUGUGACAGGGUGAUACUGCUUGCCCAAAGGCUCUACAGCUUAGAAGCCAUCAUCGCCCAGCAGGACAGCCAGAUUGAGCUGCUGCACGCUUUCCACACAAAGAGCAAGCAGCCUGCCCGUCAGUACAGCAGCGUGCUGCUGGAGCAGGAGAAGCAGCGCAACCUGGAAAAGCAGAAGGAGCAACAAGCCAACCUGCAAAAGCAGCAGGUCCAGCAUCGGGAGGAGCAGCAGCGCUGGGAGAAGGAGAGGGAGCAGCAGAGGGUGCACUCCGAGACUCUGGAGGCUCAGCUGCAAAAGAGGGAGGAGGACUGCCUAAUGUUGGAGGAGAAGCUGAAUAAAGAGAGGGUUGCACUGGAUGAGCUGAAGGAAAACUAUCAGCAGGACCUGGAGAGGCUCAGAGAGUCCACGAGAUCAGUGGACAAGGACAAGGAGCGUCUGAAUCAUGAGAGGAGGCGUCUGGAGCAGAUGCAGGAGAAGUUGAAGAAAAUUAUCCCGGGAAACUCCAACUAUGAUGAUCCUUCACACUUCUGGAGUCUGCAGUCGUUCAGGGGAAGCGUAGCCAACGGAGGUGGGACAUUAAAUUCAAAGCAGCGUGUCCUACCCACCAACUCAAAUACCUUGGAAAUCCCCCCUAAGGUUCCCCCGCGCAGGGAGAGCAUCAGCCCCCAGCAGGCCAAGCCCGAGCUGCCCCUCCACCUGAUCAGCACCACCAACCAGGUGCACAAGCCUGCGGCCGUGCAGCAGCAGAUCCCCACCAAGCUGGCGGCUGUGUCCAAGGGGAAAGAGAAAAGCGCCAAGACCAAGCGGUCCCACCAGAGAGCGCACAGUGCAGCCUCUAUAGACGUGAACCAGGUGGUGCCCAUCCGAGUGACGGGGAGUGAAGAAGGCAGUCUGCGAGCCAAACGGAUCGGCAGUCCCCAAAUAAGAAACUACCCCUCAGGUGCCUUUGGCCCACCAGCAUCUGUUCGCAAUGUGAAAACGUCUCAGUCCUUCAGCCUGCAAAAGUGGAGCCACGAGGCUCUGCCCCCACCACCGCCUCCGUUUCCCAAAGAAAUUCUAGAAGCAGGCAAAGAGAAGGUAAUAUUCCUUUAAUCCUCACCUUCACGCUGGAGUUUGGACUGGGCCUUGUCCACCAUAAAAACUUAAAUGAAAGACUGAUGGAGCUGUUACAAGGACUUUUACACAUGGAAAGACUGAUGCUAUAGAAGACAUUGGACAUAACCUAAUGACGUCUCUAUGUCCAUCAUGAAGAGGACGUCACUGUUUUGGUGUUUCAUCACUGGAAACCAGCUGUUUGCUUUCAGAUUGGCUGGAAGGUGAAAAAAAAGUAAAUAAAUCCUGAUGGACUUUGUAAAAAUAUGGACAUUUGUUUUAAAAACUGUACAGAGAUCAGUCCAUUUGCACAUUGAGAAUAUAUGUAUAAUACCAUUUUAAAAGAAAACCUUUAAAUGCCAACGUUGUUUUUUUGUUUUAACCAUUAGCACUCGUGUCUUAACUCUUAAGCUCUACUUUUAUUUGACUUAAUGAUAAAGUUAGAUAUGAAACUUUUUAUUGCAGAGUGAAUCCGUUAACUGAGGAUUUGACCUGCAGUCUGGCUCUUUAGUAUGUCUUGUAAUCAGGAAACUAAAGCGGUAUGCGGAAGAACCUACAGUUUGGUGUGUGUAAACAUCAGCUGUUGAGUCCACUUCCUGUCUGGAGACGGUGACUCGGUAUCAUCAGGUUGUUUUCUUGGUUAUGACCUGUGGGAGGCAUUUAUACGAAUGCAAGAGGAUUAGUUAUAAUUGGCAAUCCCCGGUAAAUAAUGUUCUGCUGUAAUUUAACAUGCUGAUGAUGGACCUUUGUCUUUUUUUUUUUGGUUUACUUUUAAUGUUCUUCCAAUACCAACCAAUGGGUCUUGGAAUAAAAAGAUUGUUGACUUGA
Eleginops maclovinus (Patagonian blennie) is the source of this 4078-nucleotide messenger RNA. RefSeq names its product rho guanine nucleotide exchange factor 18-like. Gene Ontology annotation, molecular function: guanyl-nucleotide exchange factor activity. Gene Ontology annotation, cellular component: plasma membrane. Gene Ontology annotation, biological process: regulation of Rho protein signal transduction. The record is from RefSeq and is a predicted model, not a curated record. Lineage: Eukaryota; Metazoa; Chordata; Actinopteri; Perciformes; Eleginopidae.